AAUAAAAUACCUUUAUGCUCCUCAUUUCAUCAAAUCUCAUAACUCUCUCCCCUUUUAUACAAAGAAAAAAACUUUCAUAACUUAUUCUCUCAUAUCCUUACCCCUAUUCACAUUCUUCAUAUUAAGCAUAAGCUUUUGAAGCUUAGCUAGAUAGCUUCAACAUAUAUAUACAUGGAUCACCUAUCAAUUUUUUCAUUCUUAUUAGCACUUCAUCUAUCAAUUUCAGGUGUAAUUUCAACAACAUUCACAUUUGUUAACAAAUGUGACUACACAGUGUGGCCAGGGAUUCUUUCAAAUGCUGGGGUCCCAACACUUCCAACCACCGGCUUCGUUCUCCAAACAGGCGAAACCACCACCGUCGCUGCACCAGCCUCAUGGGGUGGCCGUUUCUGGGGCAGAACUCUCUGCUCCCAAGACACUGAUGGAAAAUUCUCAUGUGUCACCGGCGAUUGUGGCUCCGGAAAGGUUGAAUGCUCCGGUAACGGAGCCACACCACCGGCAACUUUAGCCGAAUUCACAUUAGACGGCUCUGGUGGUCUUGACUUCUUCGAUGUUAGUCUUGUUGACGGUUACAAUGUGCCUAUGCUAGUCGCCCCUCAGGGAGGCUCUGGCGAUAAUUGCACCACCACAGGAUGCAUCAGUGAUCUCAACGGCGCGUGUCCUUCGGAGCUUAGAGUGAUGAGUGUGGAUGGGAAAGACGGUGUCGCGUGUAAAAGCGCGUGCGAAGCUUUUAAUUCACCGGAGUAUUGCUGCAGCGGCGCGUAUGGGACACCAGACACUUGCAAACCUUCUACUUAUUCUCAAUUGUUUAAGAACGCUUGCCCACGUGCAUAUAGCUAUGCAUAUGAUGAUAAGACCAGCACUUUCACUUGUGCAAAUGCAGUAGAUUAUACUAUCACAUUUUGUUCUUCUCCUACCACAAGUCAGAAGUCAACACAAGGGCAAGACACAAAACAAGAAAGUUCUUCUAACUCUGCCUCACCUCAGCUUAACAAUGACAAUACAAUGGUUUAUGAAGGUGGUAUUGAUCAAAGUGAAAUCUCAAAGGCCAUGUGCACCCAUGUGCUCCUGCUCCAAUCACAAACUAUUGCGUGCAUUAUUAGCAUCACUAUGGUCCUUUGGCGGUUGUGCCAACUCUUUUAAUGAGUUCUUCAUUCUUAGGGCAUUUUCUAGUGUAGUUAGGCCCAUAAUCACGUUUUGUGGGUCCAAAUGUGUGAGUUAAGUAUGGCUCAUGGAUUUUGGCCUUAUUGACUAGGACAUGACUCAUUUCAAGGGAAAAGGUCCUACAACCCUUGACAUUUUGUCCUAAAAAACCUUUGUGCAGGAGGCCAAGCUACCACCACAUUCAUUUAUUUAUUUAUAUAUGUAGCAAUAUAUAGGUGACGAUGUAGUUAGGGAAAUUGACUUUUCUACUGCUAAAAUUGUUCUAGUUGUAAUUUUUAUCCCAUGUUAUAGAUCACUAGGCAUACUAUUGUUGAAUUCUUUGUAUUGACGGGGGUGGGAUUCAUUUAUUGGUUGGAGAAUGUAAUAUUUGGCUACAAUAAGGAAAUGGAUGUUCGUGUAUAUUAUUAUUGUCUACCUUCUUUGUAUUCAAUCUUGCAUAUUCAUA
Molecule: messenger RNA, 1609 nt
Organism: Medicago truncatula (barrel medic)
Lineage: Eukaryota; Viridiplantae; Streptophyta; Magnoliopsida; Fabales; Fabaceae
Product: thaumatin-like protein 1
Exons: 3
Coding region: 172-1143 (323 amino acids)
Source: RefSeq, a predicted model, not a curated record